Molecule: messenger RNA, 1546 nt
Organism: Cyprinodon variegatus (sheepshead minnow)
Lineage: Eukaryota; Metazoa; Chordata; Actinopteri; Cyprinodontiformes; Cyprinodontidae
Gene: vps37d
Product: vacuolar protein sorting-associated protein 37D-like
Exons: 3
Coding region: 16-894 (292 amino acids)
Biological process (GO): protein targeting to vacuole; ubiquitin-dependent protein catabolic process via the multivesicular body sorting pathway; protein targeting to membrane
Cellular component (GO): ESCRT I complex
Source: RefSeq, a predicted model, not a curated record
GAUGUCUUUUCCUGCAUGACCGACUUAUUACAGCUCUCAAUAUCUUCCAUAUUUUUAAAAGAAGAAAAAAAUGAUUUGGCAUUUUCUUCUUGUUUUCAGUUCCAGGAACUUCAGGUUGACCGGGAGAUGCUGCUGACCACCAACCGGAGCCUGGCUGAGGAGAGCCUGGCUCGGCGACCCCGGCUUAAUAACGGCAAGCUCCAGCUGGCGGAGAAAUACAAGGAACUGUCCAGCCUCGUAACCACAUGCUGGGAAAAACAGAGUCAGCUGGAGGCUCGCGGGCAGAGGCGCAGCUUGCAGACGGCGCAGAACCUCCUGCAGGAGGAGGUGGCACGUGGUGAGGAGCGCUCCGAGGAGCUGCUGGAUAAAUUCAUGGAGGGGAACCUAAGCCUGGAUGAGUUCCUGGACUCUUUCCAAAGCUCCAGGAAAACUUACCACAUCCGACGGGCUCAAGCAGAGAAAAUGCAGGAGGUCAUUCAAGCCAAGAAGCAGCCUAACAAGAGCAAACAAGCUGAGGAGAACCGGGUCGCCGAGGUGAAGAGGGACUCCGAGCAGCACCAGGAGCCCAAGCGGCCUAACGGCUUUGUAGCACAAGGACCUCUCAGGGUGUUCCAAGUACGAUACGGCCUAACGCCGGCCAUCCUCGUCCCUCAUUACCCCGUUUCCCCUCCUGCCUCGGCUCCAGGACAUCAAAGCAGUACCUCCUCCUCUGAGCCCCAAGUGGGUCAGACCCACAUCCUCAGCCCCAGCAGCCCGCUUCCAGGUCACGGCCAGCCGGUCGGCCUCAGGGUGAUCGGACAACUGCCGGGCGGCUGGCCGGCUAACGGGCGUCCGGUCCGAGUGCAGCAGCUUUACAGACCGAACCCACAGCAGCCUGAGCCGCCGUACCGAUAAGCUGCUGUCCGACGGUUAUAGAGACGGUUUGAGAGGUCUUCCAACCGGUGGAGCCAAGCUGUGGCUGUCAGGAUCCUGCAGGCAAAGACUGAUGCAGGAUGGCAGCACUGAGGUCCCACGUUUCGGUUCUCCCUCCAUGACAUGAACGCAUCAGGGGGAAACGGGCAGAGCAGGAAGGCAGAGAGGCGACAGGCAGGCAGGCAGAGCUCGGGAUGGGCUACCAUAACAUUUCUGUUCUAAUCUGGUAAAACAAUCUCUAGAAUUCUAUUUUACAACGUUAGAAACCCAAAAACAAAACAAGAACAGCUUUUAAUAUUUGGCCUGAACCCUCCCUUAAAUUUUUCUAUGUUUUAUCCACGUUCAUUUAGUUAACAUUUUAAUGGGAACUUCGUUUUCCAUCAGCUCUAAAAUGCUGCAUCUUUAUGCUAUACUAUGCAUUCUUAAUCAUUUUUUUUAUUAUUUUACUAUUUACAAGAAUUGAUUGAAAAAAAAAUACUUUUUGACCAUUUUUAAAAUAACUUUAAACACAAACAAAUCGGGUUAGUGGAAUCUUUUAUUCACGUUUAUUGGAUUAUCUUCUAAAUUAAAUGAAAAUACAAUUUAAUAAAACUUGAAUUUAUUAUUCAAGGUCUACGGUUUAACUCUGCUUUUU